Molecule: messenger RNA, 2410 nt
Organism: Gorilla gorilla gorilla (western lowland gorilla)
Lineage: Eukaryota; Metazoa; Chordata; Mammalia; Primates; Hominidae
Gene: MAP1LC3A
Product: microtubule associated protein 1 light chain 3 alpha
Exons: 4
Coding region: 1598-1963 (121 amino acids)
Source: RefSeq, a predicted model, not a curated record
UCUGCCUUCCAUUAUAGUUUUAAUACCCAUCACUACCCUUUUCUCUGCACUGGCAGUUAUAGUUCCGUUUGUAUUCUUUUGGUGAUCCUCUUAAAUAUCUGAAAUACACACCUGACUUUACAAAGCCAGACAAUGCUCAGUCUCUUUAACCCCCUCUCAAAUUGCCCUCUCAGUCUUCCAUGUUCUUGUGUCUCAUGCAUCUUGUUUCUGUGGCCCACAAAUUAGUCAUUAUUAUUCAUAUUGCAUAUUAAAUGCUUGUUUAGAUUCACUCACAUGUUUACCAAUUUGCUCACCAUUUUUCCAUCAAAUUUCUUCCUUUUGGGUUCCAUGUCCUUGUUACUAAACUACAUUCUUUAAAAAUUAUUUCGGCGGCCAGGCGUGGUGGCUCACACCUGUAAUCCCAGCACUUUGGGAGGCCGAGGCGAGUGGAUCACGAGGUCAGGAGAUCGAGACCAUCCUGGCCAACAUGGUGAAACUCCAUCUCUACUAAAAAUACAAUAAUUAGCUGGGCGUGGUGGCAGGCGCCUGUAAUCCCAGCUACUCAGGAGGCUGACUGAGGCAGGAGAAUCGCUUGAAUCCGGGAGGCAGAGGUUGCAGUGAGCUGAGAUCGCACCACCGCACUCCAGCCUGGCAAUAGAACGAGACUUCGUCCCCCUCCCCCGCCCCCCCAAAAAAUGUUGAUCUUCGGUCUGCGCAUUCUGCUCUGGAUUUUAAGCAUCAUUUCUGGCAGCUCUUCUUCAGGAACUGUCUCUGCAGGUCUUUCAGUGUUCGCCUCUGGAGCUCUGCUCGGGCCCGCGAGUUCUCCUGGCGUUGCCAUCCGUGGCCUUUUCCUUUUUAUUCUCCAUCACCUGUCUCUCUGGUGAGCUGCUUCUGAUCAGCCUCCAGGUCCACGAUUUCUCUUCUGUUGUCCUUUUCUGCCUUCUCACCUCAUCCUCUGAGACCUGAAUUUCGAUGGCUCUACUUUUCAAUUAUAUUAUUCUUUUUCAAACCUGGGCGUUCAUUUCUAGCAUCUUGUUCUAUCCUGUGUCUGACUGUGCCUCCCGCACCUUCUCCCUUCUCUCGCCCUAAGCCCCGUGAAGGCGCCUGGCCUUUGGCUCCGGCUGUUUCCCACGCCGCCCAGAACCGCGUCAGUCCUGACACAGACUCGGUGAGGGCGGGAAGUGGUGCCGUGGGGCUGCAGCCUGGCCCGCCCGCUCCAUCGGCCCAGAGCGGUCCCACCGCCCUCCGGGCCUUACCUUGCGUUCGGGCCGCGGGAGAAGCUCCCGCGCUGCCCAUGACGUCACGGGACUGUGACGCGCCCAGAAGCCCCGCCCCUCGCGUCCCGGUCCGAGGACCCAGGCUCUCUGCGCCGUGACGUCACGGGUCCGGGCGGGCGGGUUGUGCGUCGGCCCAAUGGGAGCGGCGCACUGGCCUCCCCUUUAAGGAAUGUUGUGACCUGACGUCACCGGGCGAGUUACCUCCCGCAGCCGCAGCCGCCGUGCUCAGCGCGAGCCCCGGAGCCCUUGAGCGCGAGGCACGGAGCCCCCGGAGCCCCCAAACCGCAGACACAUCCCCGCGCCCCAGAGCCCCGGCCUGCGCGCCCAGCCGGGCCCGCGCGAUGCCCUCAGACCGGCCUUUCAAGCAGCGGCGGAGCUUCGCCGACCGCUGUAAGGAGGUACAGCAGAUCCGCGACCAGCACCCCAGCAAAAUCCCGGUGAUCAUCGAGCGCUACAAGGGUGAGAAGCAGCUGCCCGUCCUGGACAAGACCAAGUUUUUGGUCCCGGACCAUGUCAACAUGAGCGAGUUGGUCAAGAUCAUCCGGCGCCGCCUGCAGCUGAACCCCACGCAGGCCUUCUUCCUGCUGGUGAACCAGCACAGCAUGGUGAGUGUGUCCACGCCCAUCGCGGACAUCUACGAGCAGGAGAAAGACGAGGACGGCUUCCUCUAUAUGGUCUACGCCUCCCAGGAAACCUUCGGCUUCUGAGCCAGCAGUAGGGGGGGUCGGCCUGGGAGUUGGGGGGCCCCAGUCAGGCCCUGCCCAGAGAGCUCCUGGUUCCUGAACUGAGCUGCCUCUACCGUGGUGGGCUGGGCAGGCAUGUGCCCCCCUAGUCAGAGGGCACCAACCCACCUACUCUGCCCCUGGGUGGAUCCUGGGCCGGUCAUGUUAGGGUUGUCCCUCUGGGUGCUGGCUGGUGGGAUGGGGGAGGGUGGGGAGCAGCUCCCAGCACCCCUGCUGUGUGGUUCAUCUUUUUUUUAGGCCCCUGCCUGUCUGCCCAUCUGCCCCUCACCCACCUGAGGCUCUGCCCACUGCCUGGACCUGCCCACCCCUGAAAGACUGGCCCCUGGCUCCCCGCCCCUCGGUCUCCACGUGGUGUAUGGAUCUGUGGUCAUUGUCCCUCUGCAGAAUAAAGAUUGCUCAGGCCUGCCUGGC